Messenger RNA from Torulaspora delbrueckii, 558 nucleotides. RefSeq lists its product as uncharacterized. The record is from RefSeq and is a predicted model, not a curated record. Lineage: Eukaryota; Fungi; Ascomycota; Saccharomycetes; Saccharomycetales; Saccharomycetaceae. Bases 1 to 558 code for a protein of 185 amino acids. The transcript has a single exon.
AUGAAGUUUAGUUCUGUUGCCUUGACCACUUUGGCUGCUUUAGCUUCUUUCUCUGUGGGUGCAGAGGAGAAAGCAGAAACUACUGUUACUCUUAUUAACACUUCUACCCACAAGUACGGUAAGUUUGAUAAGACUAGUAGAACCCAUGGUACCACGAGUGGUACCCAUAGGUUCGGUAGGUUCAACAAGACCAGUAGAACUCAUGCUACUACCACUGGUACUCAUAAGUACGGUAGGUUCAACAAGACCAGUAGAACCCAUGGUACUACUACUGGUACUCACAAGUACGGUAAGUUCAACAAGACCAGUAGAACCCAUGGUACUACUACUGGUACUCAUAAGUACGGUAAGUUCAACAAGACUAGCAGAACUCAUGCUACCACUACUGGUACUCAUAAGUACGGUAAAUUUGACAACACGAGAAAACACCGCGCUACUGAAAUUGUUUACAAGGCUCAAGCCAACGCUGCCGCUCCUGCUGCAAACUUGGGGUCAUUGCAAGUUCUUGGUUUGACCGCUGGUAGUGCUAUCGUUGCCGGUGGAUUGAUGCUACUAUAA